This is a messenger RNA of Labeo rohita (rohu), 2321 nucleotides long. RefSeq names its product post-GPI attachment to proteins 2 (gene pgap2). The record is from RefSeq and is a predicted model, not a curated record. Gene Ontology annotation, cellular component: endoplasmic reticulum membrane; Golgi membrane. Lineage: Eukaryota; Metazoa; Chordata; Actinopteri; Cypriniformes; Cyprinidae. The transcript is spliced from 6 exons. Gene Ontology annotation, biological process: GPI anchor biosynthetic process. The coding region runs from base 298 to 1062 and encodes 254 amino acids.
CUUUUAUUUUGAAAUCUACUUAACCGGAAAUGUACGCAAUCUCGACUCACACAUCCAGAGUAACAAGAUCGUCUACUAUUAAAUCUGACGACUGAGCGCCGGAGUUUAGCGAACGGCCGCUAAACAUGUAACUCAAGCCAUAAUCCACAGCCACGUUAAUUCCGCAACUUCAGCUCAGGCUAAUUAUCAAACAUGUAGUUUAGAGAUGCUGUCAUCGCAUCAUUGCACUUGCAAUGGGCUGUGUAGCGUCGGUCUGUAGCUGUUGACACAUCUGGAGCUGUAAUUGGCUGAGCGAAGAUGCAACAGGUGCCGUACGGAUAUGUGGAUCGAGACAAGCCUCUCAUCCGUGUGCCUUUCACCCGGUUAGCGGUAAUCACGGUGUGUCUGCCUCUGCUCGGCCUCAUCGCCUGCGUCGUGCUGGCUCUGCUUUACCACUACAAUGAUGCGACCUACACACACUGCCAGGUUCCUAACUACCUCCCAUCCAUCAGCGCGGCCAUCAGUCUGACACCGGAGCGCUACAUCUGGCGUUUCAGCAUCGGCCUUCAUUCUGCGCCGCGCUUCCUGGUAGCAGCAGCAUAUUUGAGUUUUUACCGUGGACGCUUUUCCAGGAGGCUUAAGGAGCAACUUCUGAGUGGCGUCACAUUCCUUUUAGCUUUAAGUGAAAAUGUAGGGCUGCUUCUGCUCACCUACGUCUCCUCCACUGAGACCUACAGUGUCCAUAAAAGCGGCUUCAUCGUGUUUAUCGGCAGUUCCCUGGUCCACAUGAUGUGCACCUGCAAGCUGUGGUCGAUGAUUGCCAAGUAUUCUCUCAGCGAAGAGGAGAUGAUGUCAUCCCGCCUGAAGUCCCGCCUCUUCCUCUUCAACCUUUUCUUCUGUCUGUUGGCUGCUUACUUCUACAGGCGGCACAACACAUACUGUGAAACAGGAAUUUACACAUUGUUUGCUCUGUGUGAGUAUCUGGUGGUCCUGUCCAACAUGGCCUUCCACAUGACUGCCUACUGGGACUUUGGAGGUAAGGAGGUGAUGGUUGCAACACCUCCAGAGGGAAAGCGCUUCUGACACAGGAAGUGAAUACUUGCAUCAUCUCCUUGAAACUUGAGACACUAGGGCUCUGAGGCCGGCACACAUGCUGAUAUAGGGUCGACACUGAUCGGAGCAUGUAUGUGUGGAAAGAGACUGUUUACAUCUUCACAUAUGGUGUUUUUAACUCAGUUGAAAGAUCACUGUCAGUAGUGUACUACAUUUGUAAUUGGAACGGCUGAUUAUGUUCAAAUAAAUUCCUUUUAAUUAGUUAAAUCAAAAUGUGAAGUGCCAUGUCUGUCUCUUUCUAGUUGGUUUAUCAGGGUCAUACAUUAUUUGUUAUUCUUAUUAAAUAUUAUAUGUUGGCAAAUGUAAAAGUAACUGAACUCUGAGGAGUGACGAUGGACUUUAAUGUCGUGUCAGUCGGUUUGCAGCUGCUGUUUCACAAGUGCCACAUUGAGCUUAUAUACACUGACUGCUGAUGCUGCUCAAAGACAUUUAGUUCAAUCACACCAGAUAUUUCUCUCUUCCUUUGUAAACGCUAAAGUAACUCAUGUGAAAAGUCCCUUGCACAGCGUUUCUUGUGUACCUUUAGUGGCUAUCGAGCAUUGUUAAGUUUGUACAUACUUCUGUGGUCAAAUGUAGUUGCGGUUAUUGAUCGUAAACGACAUGGGCUCUUAGGACACAUUUCAAAUAUGAUGUUGCCAUUGGUUGAAUGAGAAAACUGCUACAGUGCAAUAGUUCAGCAUAGUGUUGUGAACAUGACUGCAUAUAAUAAUGCUUUUAUGGUGUAUCAAAAUACUGUUUUUAAAUCAGUGUCAAAUAAAUAUUUGGAUGAAAAGUAAUCUGAGAUUAGCACAUGCAACAGUGGCUGAUGUUAGAGGUUUUUUUAUUUAUCGGUAUUGGGAUAUUUAUUUUUUGUAACGUUUUAAGGUGUCCUUGUUUAAGUGUGAUAAUACAAUUAAGUACUGAAUAUUUAUUAAUAACAUAAUACUAUAGGGAUAGGAUAGGAUUUGGUUUAGGGUAAGUUGCUUGUAAUUAUGCAUAAUUUACUGUUAUUACUAUGCUAAGUACAUGUAAGGUGUAACAGGUGCACUGCAAAAUAAAGAACUACCUUAAAUGUUCAUUAUAUACACUGUCGUUCAAAAGUGUGGGAUUAGUUUUCCGCCCAUCAAGGUUGCAUUUAUUUGAUUAAAAAUACAGAGAAAUCUGUAAUAUUUUGAAAUAUCAUUGCGAUUUACAACAAUGGUUUUCUAUUUUAAUGUACUGUAAAAUAAAAUUUAUUCCUGUGAUGCAAA